Messenger RNA from Sclerotinia borealis F-4128, 3732 nucleotides. NCBI's taxonomy places the organism in Eukaryota, Fungi, Ascomycota, Leotiomycetes, Helotiales, Sclerotiniaceae. The record is from the annotation of a GenBank genome assembly.
AUGGAGGGCCGGCCUUUUACAGGUAAUUCUCAAUAUCAAUAUCAAUCUGCACAGUGGUCGCGACUGGUGCGGCGCAAUACCCAGACCGAUUCAAAUUCCAGCUCGCCGAGUAUUCCUGGUCUCCCUCAGCUUCCAAGUCAAUUUAUUCCCAUUCUUCUUCCCCAACAAUCCUCUUUUCACCACCAACAACUUGCACAGUACAACAGGCUCAUUUCUUUAGGCAGUAACCCCAGACUGCAAACCGCACCACUUCCCCCGUUACUUUCAGCACAACAUAUUCAGGCUGUGCCCGGGCAGAUAUCCAGCUCGAGUGGCGUUACCACGGAACGAAAACAUAAACCUGCUGCGAGGGGCGGUCAUGGGAAUAGGGACGUACGAAAUUCUAGUAAAGGCGAGCGCGCGCUCGUAACAGAGAAGGAGACAUCAACAAUGAUGCCGGGCAAGAAAUUUGAGUUGACAACUCAACUCCCACCACGACCAGUUGCACAACAUCAAAAUUCUACAUUAUCUCGAGAAUCAAAUUCCGUACCUUCUACACCACAUCAACAUGCGAGGAACUUUUCUUUCGAAUCGAGAGAGCCUUCGCCGAGUGCCCCUGGCAGUCAUUCCCCGAGAUCAGCAUAUUCCGAAUCGAAUAUAACUCUACCCUCAAGGCCACCUCCCGCCCCACGAAGAGGAUGUCCAUAUGAAACGGCAAUGGCUUUCACAAAACGGCGCAUGGCUUACAGCCUUGGGACUGAUCGAUUGGAGCAAGUGAAGGAUUCUGACGUCAAAAGCAAACUAUCUGAAGAUGAAGAGAGGAAAUUGUCCACAGACAUGCGCGAAUUGUAUGAUCGAUUAUUACCCACGGCGGAGACUGAUGAGAGAAAGAGGAAUAUGGUGUCAAAGUUGGAAGAUAUGUUCAAUAACGAGUGGCCUGGGCAUGAUAUACGGGUACAUGUUUUUGGAUCAUCUGGCAAUUUACUUUGUACAGAUGAGUCUGAUGUUGAUAUAUGCAUAACGACCGACUGGAAGGACAUGGAGGGUGUAUGCAUGAUUGCUGAAUUACUCGCAAAGAAUGGUAUGCAAAAGGUAAUAUGUGUAUCGACUGCGAAAGUUCCAAUCGUCAAGAUAUUUGAUCCGGAUCUCAAGUUGUUCUGCGAUAUGAACGUCAACAAUACUCUUGCCCUGGAGAACACUCGAAUGAUCAAGACAUAUAUUGAGAUUGAUCCCCGAGUGAGGCCCUUGGCUAUGAUCAUCAAGCAUUGGACAAAGUCAAGGGUUAUCAAUGAUGCUGCAUUUGGUGGCACAUUGAGCUCAUAUACCUGGAUAUGCAUGAUCAUCAAUUUCCUACAGAGUCGAGAACCUCCCGUAUUACCAGCACUGCAUCAACGACCUCACCUUAAGAUGCCAACGAAGGACGGUGGUGAGAGCAGCUUCGCAGACGAUAUUGACGCUUUAAAGGAGUUUGGUGAGAAGAACAAGUCAACACUGGGCGAACUUCUGUUCCAGUUUUUUCGGUUCUAUGGGCACGAAUUCAAUUAUGACAAGCAGGUUGUUUCGGUUCGAAAUGGAAAGCAAAUAUCGAAGCAGGAGAAGGGUUGGUCGAUAUCAACGAACAAUAUGUUGUGCGUGGAAGAGCCAUUUAAUGUUGGUCGCAAUCUUGGGAAUACCGCAGAUGACUUCUCUUUCCGCGGGCUUCACAUGGAGAUGAGGAGGGCAUUUGAUUUGAUAUCUGUUGGUAAACUGGAUGAGUGUUGUGAAAAGUUCGAAUUUCCAAAAGAGGAGGAGCGAGUUUGGGAGAAGCCACCACCAUCUAAGAAGCCAACAUUGACUGCUAGUCAUCCUCCGCAUAGGAAUAGUAGAGGAGGUCAUCGCGGUGCUCGUACUAAUCAUUCAAAUCGCAAUUCGUCAAAUGGCAGUCGCAGAUCAUCGAAUAGUAAUUACGAUAAUCAGAUGUAUCAACAACCUGGGAUGCCGCCAAGUAUAUCUACGCAAGAACACUGGGUUCAGCAACACGCGCAAGCACAGUUGCACAACCACCUUUACACGACAUAUUCGGUUUUACAGGCUCAAGAAAAUACUCUACGGAUGCAGUUAAUGCAACAGUCGUAUGCGGAGGCUCAUGCUCAGGCUCAGGCGCAUGUAUAUGCACAGUCCCAAGGCCGAAUGCACAGCGGUGGCAUGCCGAUUAAGCAACAAGCAAGUGAUAGACAUCGAACUACCUCAUUUGAUCAAGGGCCAAUGACAGCACCUAUCCGACCAGAAGGUAUGUAUUUCUAUCCUCUUCAGUAUGCUGGGCAACCCAUGUAUGCAUAUCCAACCUCGAAUACGAACCCAUCGUCACCACAGUUGAGUGCUGUUGUGCCCGAGUUGAGAAGAGGUAUGCAUCGGUCCACUGUCACAAAUGCCUCGGGUUCCAACAUGGUUCAAUCGAAUGGGUCCAUUAGGUCACAUUCACAACCUGGGACUCGCACUACUCCCUCGCCUCUUUUGUUACAAGGGAAUGGUCAUCCAGGGCUUGGUGCCAAUGGACUUGGAGUAUAUCAACCAUUACGACAGCAGCCCAAUGGAGUUCCUAUCUCGAAUUUCAUUGCGGACGAGACCACGGAGCAAGGAUAUGAGUCGAGGCGAACGGCCACUACUCCACCGGAGCUUAGUACGCCAAAGGAGUAUGUUGGAUACUACGUCAAUGAGCCAGCACAGACAUAUCCCCGCAGGGAUAUGCCUUUAGCGAUACCUUCUUUCGGAGACAUGUCAGGAAAUCGACGUCGAUUGUCAACUGAUCAACUCCCACAAUCAAUUCGUGAUCGAAUUAAGCGUAAUCCUUCGCGGUCGCCUUCCCCCCUAGGACACGAGAGACCUUUCUCCCUGGCACAAUCCACUCCAGCUCAGCAUACCAUGUCAAGUUCCAAUCUCCGUACCUUGAAUAAUCAUGGACCUUUGGUAGUGAAUGGUUCGUCUUCUACAGGAGGAUUUAAUUCAAGGCUUGAACCUACUCUGGCAAGUGAAGGAGUCGUGUUUCCAGAUAAAAGUUCCCACGUCAAAGUAUCGGUUGAGUCAAUUUCCCAAGCGUCUGUUGCUGAGAGUGAUAUCUCAUCCGGGGAAGAUCUUUCCGGGCAACUUACACCGAGAGAUCGACGAACCUUUCCAAGCGAGGGUUCCCCUUUGGUCGUCAAUGGAUCUAGCGCCAAUGUGACUCCCACCAAUGGUUCGACUAGUCAUCAAUCUGUCACGACAAACGGAUUGUCCCCUGCGGAAGAUCUCAAUGGGUCUUCACGGUUGUCACCCAAUUCGAGGAACAGACUCGCCCAUCAUACCCAAAAUGACGGUAUGCCACACCUCGAUAUUGCGUCGGGUCACAAUGACAUCCUUCAAAAUGAUUCUACCAAUCUUUCACCCGUAUAUGAGACGCGCACACCUUCGUCGAUGAACAGGAAGUUCGAAAGUUUGGAAUCGAAUGGAUCUCCCGCAAAUUCGGAAAAGAACAAACCCGAGCAUUCAAAAACGAAUCUAAAACCUUUAGUAGGGACCGACCAACUAGUCAAGCAAUCUACCUCCAAUUCAAAACAGAAUGGUCAUACUAGAUCCGCCAAGAGUGAGGGUAGUGGAGCCGGAGCAUCUUCCGGAAGCUGGCAGCAAAUUCCCAAGGGAAAAAAGGGGCGAGGUCUUCCCUCUGCUAAGGCUGCCAAUGGCGGUCAUUCUCAUGGUGAAAAACUCCCAGUCAACGAAAGUGAACGCAAGGGUGGUUAG